Molecule: messenger RNA, 3125 nt
Organism: Spizellomyces punctatus DAOM BR117
Lineage: Eukaryota; Fungi; Chytridiomycota; Chytridiomycetes; Spizellomycetales; Spizellomycetaceae
Exons: 4
Coding region: 1643-2863 (406 amino acids)
Source: RefSeq, a predicted model, not a curated record
CGUCAUCCACGGCUCGCACCUUACGACGCUCCACCACUUGCACCAGUGUACCCGUCGUCCUGCGCGAUAUGUGCGGAAACCCGCUACUUGGUAAAAUGUCUAGUCUGCGAACACCUGUUCUGUAACGGGUACAUUCCACCGAAAAGAAAAGGCGGCAUUCGCCGCACACACAUUGUACGCCACAUUCAAGCUACUGGCAAUGUAUCGAUAGCUUGGAAGCAGAACGAUAGCGAGUUUGUUCCACUCGUCUGCAAUCGGACCGACUGCGAAACAACAACAUUCUCGAAUUACGGACUACGGAAAAAGAUCUCCAAUUCGAGUGCACUUCACACGGCCAUGAUUUGCGACAUUCCGGACAGGCCAUCGUUGAUCUACUGCCCCUUCCUAACCGCGACGUUGCCGUGCAAGGUCUGAGGCGUCUCCCAGAUUUACUCAUCCAACGGAUUCAUCCGGACGACAUACAAAGAAAAGCGUCCUCUCUGGAAGAAUAUGUUAUUAACAUGUUCCUGCAGAUUGGAUUUGCAGCAGACGCAGGCUCCAUUGCAAGUCGGAACAAACUGCUUCAGAACUUGUAUGCUGUGGUGACGAGUCCUAAAGACGACUUCAGUGAAGUCGCGUACCCAGAAAGCUUUGCCAGUCUUCGAGGAUAUGCAAAAUUCUGGCGACGGCAAGUACGACGUGAGCUAGCAUGGGGAAACAUCAGUACACCGCAUCUUCCUGAAGAGGUAGACGUACCUAGUCUGAUGCAACUGCGGACACUCAAAACACUGGAGUCGUUUACGCCAUCAGAAGAGCAGGCAGUUCCCAAGAAGUGGAAUCCCUCGUUUAUCAACGCUGUCGUUGCCCAGCCGGACACUGUCGAUCAGGACAUCCAGGAAAACGGCCUUCCUGCUUGGUACACUGCAGAACGCGAGGCGGAAUUGAAUGAUGAGGCCAGUUCGAUCAGGAGGACGUGGAACUUAAGCCACCUGCAAUCGCUAGCAAUCACGUACGCUUUAAGGCAGCGACCACCGCUGUACGCUAUCCAAGGACCCCCCGGUGCAGGCAAAACGCACACAUUGACCGCUGCUGUGCACCUAUUUGCGUCCCGAAGGAUGGAUAACACCAAGAAGAUCCUUGUCUUAGUGCCGACAAAUCCUUCUGCGCUACUAAUCCUCAGGCGCCUGGAUGCCAUUAAAUCAGACCCGAAGCUUAGGAUCGGUGUUCAUUCCUGCCAAAAAAAGCGGGUUGGAAGCCAAAGAAUGCGGGUUGGAAAGAGAUUCAGCCUUGGACCAGUUCGUCGAACGUCUCAAGGUGAACGCCUUUGACAUGGUGGAUGUCAUUGUCUCGACUGUAACGUCCGCCAACAUUCAACAAGCGGCGAAGCAAGGCCUAUUAAAAAAGAUCGAGAUCGAGGCAGUAUUGAUUGAUGAAGGUAGUGCCAUGACCGAGCCUGCAACCGUAGCCGCAUGUGCUAGAGCCCCCUGCGUAUGCAUUUUUGGCGAUAAGGACCAAAUCCCACCGAGAUUGCAACGACCGCAGGCUGAUACUGCGCCGCUGAACCAGUCCUUACUCGAAACGCGGCCUGGAAACAGGUUGCUACCCUUGCUUUCAGCUCACCGAACAACAUCGCCUACCGCAAUAUGUCCUGGAGCUUCUCUCUAUGUUCCAUUACGGGUCGCCAAACGCAAUGAAGGCAUCUCCAGACUUGAAAGAGAGAUGGCAGGAGCCGACGCUGCGUCCUUUUGGGGAUGGGCAGAAGAAAAGAUAUCGGCAUUUAGGUCAUGCUUGGGCGACAGGAUUGGCAGUCCUCCAUACUCGGGAGUCGCCCGAAGAACCGGACCCCGUCCAUCGCACGUCGUACCACAAUACCUCCGAAGCUGCGAUUAUUUGUAAAAUCAUAUCGAAGUUACCUGACGACAUCCGGUCAAGGGUAGCCGUGCUCGUACCAUACUUGGGACAACGACGCAUCAUUGUCAACGAGCUGCUAAGGAAAGGAAUCACGGACGUUUACGUCAAUACACUGGACGGUUAUAUGGGGGUCGAAUAUGACCUCAUAGUCUUAAGUGGGGUGCGUACAGCUUGGAGCAAUGACCUCGGCUUCAUGGCAGAACACAAAAGGGCCUUGGUAGCCCUGUCUCGCGUUCGACUCGGCCUUCUAAUGGUGAUUGACGUUAAGCUCUUUCGGACGGACCCGUUCUUCGCCAACGUGUGCUGGAAGGCUGGCCAGGACGACCGGAUCUUUACUUGGACCCAAGGACGGCUUAAAUCUGCCGUCUAUAAAGUCGAGCGACCUACGAAUGACAUACGAAUGAGGGUGAUCUCGUACGACAAAGUUUUAGAGUCUGGACAUUUUGCUGGAUCCAGCGAUACCCGAGCGCGCUUUGUAUUAGACGGUGUUCUGCAACUGCCUGAAGGGUUUCCUGAAGUGGGACGAGCCGUCCACAUCAGAACCAUAUUCCAGUCCAACAAAAAUCUGCUCAGAGUAUUCGAACGGGAGGACAACGUCGAUCCUGCACAGGAAACAAGCGUCCCACCGGAAGUCCGGGUUUACAAUCUGCAAAAAAUCUCCAUCGACCCGAUAACCGAGACUGCCGACAUUGCACCAGUCGUUCUCUCGGUCGACUCCGUCAGUGCGCAGCAAGCGGUGAUCACAUUGGAGGACCAGGCACCUGCCUGGAUGCAUAACCUAAUAAUACACUGGCAACAAGAAGAGGAAAUGGAGAUGAUGGUCAAUUGUCAAAGAACAAAAAGAGUGGAAUGGGUCGUCCAAUACUUGAACGAAUGGCUCAGAAAGAAGGAUCAAGAUCCGAUCCAUGAUGAGUUUGAGGGGACUGCGCCGAUUCAGACGACCGCUGGAAAUGAAGCUGGUUGGGGCGAAUAAGACAAGUGAACACAAUUCGCAGAUUCAGUCUAGUAUUUUGCAUGAAAGAAGAAAAAUAUCUCGCAGCUUCAGUGUAGUAUUUGCAUGAGAGAAGAGGGUUAGGGUUAGGAAUAUCUCGCAGAUUCAGGGUAGUAUUUGCAUGAGAGGAGAAACUAUCUCGCAGUAGUAUUUGCAUGGAAAAAGAACACAUCGCUAGUAUAUGUGCUUGGAUAUGUCGGUAUCUCUGCGUAUGUAGUUAGCAUAUCUGUCGGGAGCCCUUCUG